This is a messenger RNA of Myotis lucifugus (little brown bat), 3407 nucleotides long. RefSeq names its product 3'-phosphoadenosine 5'-phosphosulfate synthase 2 (gene PAPSS2). The transcript has 11 exons. Gene Ontology annotation, molecular function: sulfate adenylyltransferase (ATP) activity; ATP binding; adenylylsulfate kinase activity. Gene Ontology annotation, biological process: sulfate assimilation; 3'-phosphoadenosine 5'-phosphosulfate biosynthetic process. NCBI's taxonomy places the organism in Eukaryota, Metazoa, Chordata, Mammalia, Chiroptera, Vespertilionidae. The coding region runs from base 1 to 1695 and encodes 564 amino acids. The record is from RefSeq and is a predicted model, not a curated record.
AUGGGCUGUGGAACCAGCCUCUCUGGUCUGAAUCCCGGCUUUGCCAUUUACUUAGACACAGUGCUUUUGUAUGAUGCAAGUUCAUACAUGUUCAACAUAUUAGCAUUUUAUUUUAGAUCUGCUGAGAAAACAUUCUCAAGUUGGCUGACUCAUUUGGAAGUAAAUAUUUCACAUACCAACGUGAGCAGAGAAGAGAACCAGCACAAAUCCACCAAUGUCAUCUAUCAGGCCCACCAUGUGAGCAGGAAUAAGAGAGGGCAGGUCGUUGGAACAAGGGGCGGAUUCCGAGGAUGUACGGUGUGGCUGACAGGUCUCUCCGGUGCUGGGAAGACGACCAUCAGUUUUGCUCUGGAGGAGUACCUGGUCUCCCACGCCAUCCCCUGCUACUCCCUCGAUGGGGACAACGUCCGUCAUGGCCUUAACAAAAACCUUGGAUUCUCCGCGGGAGACAGAGAGGAAAAUAUCCGCCGGAUUGCCGAGGUGGCCAAGCUGUUUGCCGACGCCGGUCUGGUCUGCAUUACCAGCUUCAUUUCUCCUUUCACAAAGGAUCGCGAGAAUGCCCGCAAAAUCCAUGAAUUGGCGGGACUGCCCUUCUUUGAAAUAUUUAUAGAUGCGCCUCUAAACAUUUGUGAAAGCCGAGACGUCAAAGGCCUCUACAAAAAAGCCCGAGCUGGGGAGAUCAAAGGAUUUACAGGCAUUGAUUCUGAUUAUGAGAAACCCGAGACGCCCGAGCUGGUGCUUAAAACCGACUCGUGCUCCGUGAGCGACUGUGUCCAGCAGGUGGUGGAACUUCUGCAAGAGCAGAACAUUGUACCCCAUACUGUAAUCAAUGGCAUCCACGAGCUCUUUGUGCCGGAAAACAAACUGGACCAAGUCCGAGCUGAGGCGGAAGCUCUCCCGUCCCUGCCAAUUACCAAGAUGGUGAUGGAAAGUGGGGAUUGGCUGGUUGGUGGAGACCUUCAGGUGCUGGAAAGAAUAAAGUGGAACGAUGGGCUGGACCAGUACCGCCUGACACCUCUGGAGCUCAAGCAGAAAUGUAAAGAGAUGAAUGCUGAUGCGGUGUUUGCCUUCCAGUUGCGCAAUCCUGUGCACAAUGGCCACGCUCUGUUGAUGCAGGACACCCGCCGCCGCCUCCUACAGAGGGAGUACAAGCACCCGGUCCUCCUGCUCCACCCCCUGGGCGGCUGGACCAAGGAUGACGAUGUGCCCCUGGACUGGCGGAUGAAGCAGCACGCAGCUGUGCUCGAGGAAGGGGUCCUGGAUCCCAAGUCAACCAUCGUCGCCAUCUUCCCAUCUCCCAUGCUGUAUGCUGGCCCCACAGAGGUCCAGUGGCACUGCAGGGCCCGGAUGGUUGCGGGGGCCAACUUCUACAUUGUGGGCCGGGACCCUGCAGGAAUGCCCCACCCCGAGACCAAGAAAGACCUGUAUGAGCCCACUCACGGGGGCAAGGUACUGAGCAUGGCCCCUGGCCUCACCUCUGUGGAAAUCAUUCCGUUCCGAGUGGCUGCCUACAACAAAGCCAAAAAAGCCAUGGACUUCUAUGAUCCCAAAAGGCACAACGAGUUUGACUUCAUCUCAGGAACCCGCAUGAGGAAGCUGGCCCGGGAAGGAGAGAACCCCCCAGACGGCUUCAUGGCCCCCAAAGCGUGGAAAGUCCUGACAGAUUACUACAGGUCCCUGGAGAAGAGCAGCUAAAUGCCCUAGGCUCCAGCUUCUUUCUCAAGUGCUUUUUGAUUCCCUUUCCUAUUUUUGUGAGUAGAUGCUUUGAAUCCAACUGUUUCUCAAUGACUGAUUUUAGUGGUUUAUAAUGAGGUAAUAAUUGUGUCUAAAAUUUAGAGUCAACUUCAAUAUAUAAAAGUCAAACUGAAGACCAAAUCUUAGCAGGUUAACAGCAAUAUUAUCAUUUUAGAAUGAAAUUAAUUGUAUUGUCUACUGCAUCUGAACAGGUAGGUCCUAGAUUUCUUAAAGCUCUGACCAUAUGUCUAGUUUACUUGCCAAAAAGGAAAGCACAUUUUCCAGCUUAAGUUUUACCAACCUACCCUCUACCAAUGUUACACACAAGAAUAAAUCAGAUGGGCAGCCUCUUCUAUACAACAAAAUAAUUUCUCACCCUGAAUGAGGUGUGACUCACAUCAAGAUUCUUCCUAAUAUUUCUCCUCACGUAGUAUACAGCCCUACUGCCCAAUCUCUUAGGUGCUGAAGUAUGAUCUGACUGGAGAAUGUGUGAAAAUGUGAAUUUACUCUCAGAGAUCUAUGCAACCUACUUCUGCCAUGAAAGUUCUAUUAACUAAUAAGAGAAGUCUUAAUGCACUUCCGUGAAUAAUAUAACUCCAGUGAAACCGUGUCUUGUCAUUAAAUAGCAUAGAGUGCUUUGAUGAGAUUUCCACCCAGGAAAUACUGUGGAAAGUUACUUUUUCUCCUCUAUGAAGAGGCUAUGCCUUUACACUGCAGCAGCAGCUGCUAUAACUGAAAACCAUUCGUGCCAUCAGAUUACUGAGCUGCUAAAACUGGAAAAGACCACAGAAACCAUCGAAUGCAACCCUGUCCCCUGACAGGUGACCAAACUAAGACAAAGCGUGAGCACAUGCUUGGUGAGCUGCUGGGCAUGGCAGCAAAAACAGAAAAUGGGCAUAAUCAGGAAGUACUGGUGGUACUGAAUGAGCACCCAGGCCACGUGACUCCCUCUCUGAACUCAGUCUAUACUGUACAAUACAGGAGCCAGGUCUGAUUCCCCUCAACUGCUUAGUAAAGCUCCUUAAAUAGAGGGCACUUACAAAGCAGCCUUCUUGGAUGCUGAAAGGUCGAGUUUUUAAAACUCAGCUGAUUUUAUUGCAGUUAAAAAAAAAAAAAAAGGAAAAACUUUUUUCAAAGAUUUAUUGCUGGUUCUGAGACAUCCAGCCCCUCUGAUGGCUUUACUUCCUGGGAGGCAAUCUUUUUAUACUUUAUGUGUAAUUCCUUGUGCUAAGGGAUAUAUGAAGAAACAGUACCUUUUGUACAUGGGUCUCUCUGGAAGAGACUUAAACUGGAAAGAGAAAACUGUGAUUUUUUAAAUAUUCUGUGUUGUUUUCUUAAAUGCUAAUCUUAGCUAAUGAAAGUUCUUUUGAGAAUAAUAUACAAUCGUCACAGCAAAGUGUAACUGACUGUCUUUAAUAAUAGAGUGCCUAUAUUCACCUAAUUGGAGGUACUCAUAAUUGCCUUUUUAAAAAAACAGCAUAUUUAUUGAAAACAUGAGACAGGAUAUAGUGCCUUAACCCAUAUAGUUUGUGAUUUUUAAAUAUAUUUAUAACUGUUCUUCUGCUCUAAUACCACACAGUGCAAAUGACUAUUUGUAUGUACAACUGAUGCUUGUCCUCAUGUUAAUAAAUUUCUCAAAAUAAACGUCGGGGCUUCUCUGCCUGUAACACUGA